This is a messenger RNA of Punica granatum (pomegranate), 2423 nucleotides long. The record is from RefSeq and is a predicted model, not a curated record. Lineage: Eukaryota; Viridiplantae; Streptophyta; Magnoliopsida; Myrtales; Lythraceae.
UCCCCCACGCAACAGAGAAAACCCCUCCUCCCACUCUUCUUCCUCCUCCUCGCCUGUGCUUCCUCCGCUCUCUUUCUUCUUCCCCCACCUCACCUUACCCUCAACUGCAGAGUGUGCCGACAAAUAAUUAAAAGGGGGGGAAGGGGGGCAAGUCCCUGUUUUGGGGGCUCUCCGGUCCUUUGCAUCGCAAUCUACUUUACCCAUUUCAAGCGGAAGCAGCAGCAGCAGAAGAAGAACGAGAAGGAUAUUGUGUUUUGGUCUUACCUAUUGAUUUCAUUCAUUCAUCCACCCAAACCCUUUCUCUAUCCGGGUCCCUUCGUUCUUGAUCUGAAUCGGGCUUUGCCGCUUCUGGGUAACUGUUUUUAUUGAUCUACAAGAUACUUGUUAGCAUCUCUUGUCUUCCUCCUGAGUGCAUAUAUAUGGGCUGAGGUGCUUUUCAUGGGAGGUGUCGAGGAUGAAACUGAGCCAGCUACAAAACGUAUGAAGCUGUCUUCUGGGGUUCUGAGAAGUCUUGCGAACGGUUCGUCAGGUGCGGGGUCUGUGCCUGGCUUUUCAGGUGAUUUAAUGGCCCGUCCCUUGCCUAUUGAAGGGGACGAAGAGAUUCUUGGUUCAAAGGGUGUUAUUAGAAGGGUUGAACUUGUCCGAAUAAUAACAAAAGCACUAUAUUCUCUUGGAUAUGAAAAGAGUGGGGCCCACCUUGAGGAAGAGUCAGGGAUACCCUUGCAUUCCUCUGUGGUGAACCUAUUAAUUCAGCAGGUUCUUGGUGGCCAGUGGGACGAGGGCGUGGCUACUUUAAAGAAGAUUGGUUUAGAUGAAAAUAUUGUUAAGUCGGCCUCUUUCCUAAUACUGGAGCAGAAAUUUCUCGAAUUCUUGGAUCAAGAUAAGGUCAUGGAUGCUUUGAAGACUCUGAGGACAGAAAUUACCCCUCUUUCUAUUAAUAAUGCCCGAGUACGUGAGCUCUCCUCAUCCAUUCUCUCUCCUGCAAAAUUUGUCCAUGUUGGUUCUUCCAGUCAAAGUUCAACAAGGGCAAAGUCUCGGUCGAAGCUACUCGAGGAAUUGCAGAUGUUGCUUCCUCCUACAGUACUGAUACCUGACAGAAGGUUGGAGCAUUUAGUAGAGCAGGCACUUAUCCUACAAAGAGAUGCUUGCAUGUUUCAUAAUUCAGAAGACAAGGAGAUGUCGCUCUAUAAAGAUCACCAGUGUGGAAGAGAUCAAAUUCCUUCUCGUACUUUGCAGGUACUUCAAGUUCAUAAUGAUGAAGUAUGGUUUUUGCAAUUUUCACACAAUGGGAAGUAUUUGGCUUCAUCAUCCACUGACCGGACAGCCAUUAUUUGGGAGGUUGACCCGCAUGGGGAACUCUCUCUGAAGCACAAGCUAUGCGGACACCAGAAGCCUGUCUCCUCUGUCUCGUGGAGCCCAGAUGACAGCCAGCUCCUGACCUGUGGGGUCGAGGAGAACGUGAGGCGAUGGGAUGUCUCUUCCGGCAAAUGUCUCAGUGUUUAUGAGAAAGCCGGUAAUGGAUUUGUCUCCUGCGGGUGGUUCCCUGAUGGGAAGUGGAUGUGCUUUGGAGCGAAUGAUAAGAGCAUUUGUAUGUGGGAUCUAGAAGGAAAAGAGCUUGAGUGCUGGAAGGGCCAAAGAACUCUAAGGAUCUCUGACCUCGAAGUCACGAGUGAUGGGAAGCAGAUAAUAAGCAUUUGCAGAGAAACUGCGAUACUUUUGCUCAACAGGGAGGCAAAGGUCGAGCGGUUGAUCGAGGAGGACCAGACAAUAACCUCAUUCUCAUUGUCCCAGGAUAAUAGGUACUUGCUUGUGAAUCUUCUGAAUGAAGAGAUCCAUCUCUGGGAUAUACAGGGCGAAGUGAAGCUUGUUGCGAAAUAUAAAGGGCAUAAAAGGAGCCGGUUUGUGAUCAGAUCUUGCUUCGGUGGGCUUGAACAGGCAUUUAUUGCUAGUGGUAGUGAGGAUUCCCAGGUGUACAUUUGGCAUAGAGGCUCUGGGGAGCUGAUCGAGGCGCUCCCGGGACACUCUGGUGCAGUGAACUGUGUGGCCUGGAACCCGACAAAUUCUCACAUGCUAGCAUCGGCGAGUGAUGACCGUACCAUUAGGAUAUGGGGCCUAAAUGACCUGAAGAUGAAGCACAAGGGCCCUGCCACCCACUGCAAUGGAGUUCACUACUGCAACGGGAGAACCUGAUUGAGAAAUCCGACUGGUCCCAGGACUCAGACUCGAUCAGUCGGUCAUCGGUUACUAAUACCCGCUUUCAUUAACAAUUGCUUUGCUGUAAAUACUUUUCAUGUUUCAUCAUCAAUCAAUCAAAUCUCAAGCCAGAAGAAAAAACAACAUUCAUGUCAAAAACCCAGCUUGUGAACCUUUUGCCUGUUCAGCAGACUUCCUGGUAAUAAAUCUACUCUUUAUUUUAAUCGUAA